AUGGUCUACAUACGGCAGCGCAAUCUUGCCAAACUGCACGAGUACAAAUACUCGGCGGUGGACAAGUCGCUCACAUCGAAAUACAUCCUCAAGCCAUUCUAUACGAAUGUGGCAAUCAAGCUCUUUCCAAUGUCCAUGGCCCCGAAUCUCAUCACCUUGACAGGGUUCAGUUUCGUGGUGAUCAACAUUCUCACAAUGCUGUGGUACAACCCUUCGCUCGACACCGAUUGUCCUCCGUGGGUGUACCUCUCUUGGGCCAUCGGUCUUUUCCUGUACCAGACCUUCGAUGCAGUGGAUGGAUCACAGGCCCGGAGAACACAUCAGAGUGGUCCCUUGGGCGAGCUCUUUGACCACGGUGUCGAUGCAUGCAACACCAGCCUCGAGGUCCUACUUUUCGCAGCCGCUACGAACCUGGGCCAAUCCUGGAAGACGGUUCUCACCCUUUUUGGUACCAUCCUCACCUUCUACAUCCAGACCUGGGAAGAAUAUCACACUCGUACCUUGACAUUGGGCAUAAUCAACGGUCCGGUCGAAGGAGUUCUGAUUCUGGUCGCGGUCUACUUCUUCACUUUCCUAAAAGGAGGUGCCAGUUACUGGCAACAGCCUAUGCUCCCAAGCCUGGACCUACCAAAGAGCGACUUGCUGCCAGAUUCUCUAUACCAGUUGGCAUGGAACGAAUGGUAUAUGGUCUGGGGUGCGCUGGUCCUUGUUUUCAACACUGCCAGUAGUAUCUGGAAUGUUAUGGAUUCCAGGCGUGAAAGAGGCGCGGACCCUUUCAAACCACUUCUGGGGCUGUUACCCAUCACUGUCACCUGGCUCCUCAUCCCAGCCUAUCUAUGGCUGAAUCCCGUCAUUCUGCACUAUCACUUGGUCCCCUUCAUCGUCUUCGCUGGGCUGGUCAACGCUUAUUCCGUCGGCCAAAUGAUUGUGGCUCACCUCGUCAAGGACAGAUUUCCCUACCAGAACAUCUUGAUAUUGCCCUUGGCUUUGGCGGUGGUCGACAGCCUAGGCCCACACUUGGGACUGUGGCCCAGCGCUCUUGGUGACGACAUCUACCAGGUGGCUUUCAUAUUUCUCGCCCUUGGCCUUGCCUUGGGUGUCUACGGGAGCUUCGUGCAUGAUGUGAUCACCACGAUCUGUGACUACCUGGACAUUUGGUGCCUGACCAUCAAGCAUCCUUAUGUUGAAGACAAACAGGACGGGGAAGUGAAGAAGACCAGUUAA
Messenger RNA from Capronia coronata CBS 617.96, 1224 nucleotides. RefSeq names its product ethanolaminephosphotransferase. NCBI's taxonomy places the organism in Eukaryota, Fungi, Ascomycota, Eurotiomycetes, Chaetothyriales, Herpotrichiellaceae. Gene Ontology annotation, molecular function: phosphotransferase activity, for other substituted phosphate groups. The record is from RefSeq and is a predicted model, not a curated record. Gene Ontology annotation, cellular component: membrane. The coding region runs from base 1 to 1224 and encodes 407 amino acids. Gene Ontology annotation, biological process: phospholipid biosynthetic process. The transcript is spliced from 4 exons.